Leucoraja erinaceus (little skate) is the source of this 7173-nucleotide messenger RNA. RefSeq lists its product as uncharacterized. The record is from RefSeq and is a predicted model, not a curated record. Gene Ontology annotation, molecular function: methyltransferase activity; 2-oxoglutarate-dependent dioxygenase activity. The transcript is spliced from 2 exons. Bases 3184 to 4299 code for a protein of 371 amino acids. Lineage: Eukaryota; Metazoa; Chordata; Chondrichthyes; Rajiformes; Rajidae.
GGUGCACUGAAAGUCGUCUCAGUGCACGGAUAUUUAUCAAAUAUGAAAAAUAAAACAAAGUACAGAUGCUGCAAGCUUUGAGCAAGUUAGGCAGCAUCAAUGGGAAGAGAAACAUUUCAGUUGCAGACCCUUCCACGUAACUCAAAAGUCAACAGUGUUUAAUUUCAUUUUCAUCGGGAACUAUGACAUUCACACUUACUACAGCUUUGCACGUACAUGAAUGCUACAAUAUAACAAAUAAACAAAUACACAAUAUUCGAAUUAAGUAACUUGACCACAAUAGGGAGGUUUCACGGCAGUCGGGUCACGACCCAUGACCCGUACUGUUGCGACGCUACUCCAAAUGGAUUACACGCGAUGAACUGCAGAUUUUGGUCAUAGCAGAUGGACCUAGUGACCUUCAUGGCCAAGCUGGGCAGCCGACAGCAACCCAGCUCAGCACCUCCCCAGCCGCUUCCAGGCCAGACUGCCAAUGCCACCCUCGGCCAGCACUGCCUCCCUGGCUGCAUCCAGUCCGACCUACCAACCUUCAUCGCCAGGCCGGGUGGCCGAUGCCAGCUGCUUCCAGGUCAAACCUAGCCAUCACCGGCCCACACAACUUCCUCAGCCGUGACUGCUGAUGCCACCACCACCAACUCUUACCUGCAUUUCAGCCACCCGCAGGCCAUGACCAAUGACUCGCCUCUUCCCUGGCCGUCAGCAGACCGGGGUCAUCAACCAACCUGGAUUCCAGACCCUGUUCCAGACUGAGAAUCUGAAGAAGGGUCUCAACCUGAAACUUCACCUAUCCAGAGAUGCUGCCUCAAUUGCUGAGUUACUGGAACUCAGAGGCCUGUACACAACUCCCCCAAUGUUUCCCUCUCUCCCGCUGAUAGCUGGCUCUAUUUAAACUGAUUCCAGAGCAAAAUAUAAACUGCUGGUGGAAGUCAGCGGGCCAAACAUCAUCUGUGGAUGUUUGGGUCAAGACUCUGCACAAGGAUUGAGAAUGGAAACUUAGUAAUGUAGUGUCAAGCUACCAACCUCACCCUCAAUGUCAGCAAGUCAAAGAAGCUUGUUAUCGAUUUCAGGAAGCAUGGCGGAGUACAUCCCCCAGUCAGCAUCAAUGGUGUGAAAGUGGAAGUGCAAAAGUACAGAAUUUCCUCAUUACUCCAACAGCUCUUACUGAAUUUUGCAGAUAUACCAUAGAAAGUAUACUAUCUGGUUGCAUCGCAGCCUGAUUUGGAAAUAGCUCUGCGAAGACCGCAAGAAAUUGCAGAUGUGAAUGUCAAUCACACUCCCCACCAUUUAAUCCAUCUACACCAUGUUGUCUUGUAAAAGGAGCCAACAUAAUCAAGGACCCUUUUCUCUCUAUGGGUAAGCAGUUUCAGGGUUGGAGGUGGAGGAAGCAGGCUGUCUGCCUGAGGCAUAGAUUGUGACCCAAAAUCAUAGCCUUAGCAUUUAAUUAGAGGAAAUUUCAACUUGCCCAGUUAGAUAUAAGAAUUUAUUAACCCAGAACCAAAUUAAUUUAAUUGUCCUAUUACCACCUGCUAUUAGCCUUCAUCCUUUGUUAUUUAAUCUUUCUUGCCUUCCAACCCAUUUUGGACUUUUCCUUAUAUGUACCUCACCCCAUACCAAAAUCUCUGCUCCUCUUCCCCACAAAAAUACAUUUUCCAAAGAACAGGUAGUCUUCUUGCUCUUUCUAACUAUAAAUGUCACCUCACAUGUAAACUAAUGCCGGUUUCACACCAUUUCUCCACCCUAAAUGUUGAUCAUAUUUCUGAAUAUUUUGAAACCAAGCUUCAAGCCUGAGCCAAGUUGUUUACAUAUGUGGUAUAGAAAUGUAUUUAUGCAAGAACAACUUCUGAGCUUUUAUCAUUCUGAAUAACUACCUUGAACUGUACCUUUUUGUACAGCCAUUUUAACAUCCCUUAUGCCCCUUGCUCCAAAUAACCAGUCCUGAAUCUCAUUCAAUUACAUCUACAGUAUUACAGGUUGUUACUAAUUUAAGUACAUUAACUUAAGGACAUCCUCAAUGAGUUCAUAAUAUUGUUAUAUUCAGAAGUCCAGAGUAUGUAUAUACUUUAGUUCCUGCUAACGGCAUAACUAGUUUCUGCUCUUUCUCCACUUUUAGUAACCGUUCAGUCUUGUAUUUUUGAUGCCAUUCAUUGCAAUAUGGUGGCGGUACCAUUACCAAGAGUGAUGUUUGUGUAUUUUCUGACUUACAAACAAAAUUGACGUCUGUAAAAAAUCGGACAAGUUCAUUACUCGAUAUAAUGGCAGUUUUUACAACGUUUGAAGUCCAACUUUGAUAGCCAUUCAUUAUCGUAGAAGAUUUGGAGAUAUAGCCUAACGCACUCAUGACACACUUGACAGCAAAGGUAAGUCUUCCAGACGUUGUUUCCUGCUUAAUUGCUUUUUUAUUGAAGUAAUACAAAACAAAGAAAUAACUCAUAACUUUCUGUUCUUAAUCGCUAUUCCGUUCACAUCACAUAAAUCACAUAAAAGCUUCUUCUUAUAAAGGUAUGUCUCGUAACACGUGUGUGUCGUGAUCAUGGUAGAAAACUGUUUCCCCUCAUUCUCCGACACCAAACAGAAACUUCUAAUCUGAGAGUCUGCGCCAGACUCCUCUAAUAAAAGAACACACCCCUACUACGUAUCAAAUCCCACCUACAAAAGUACAGGCAGGUAAAAACUAAAAUAAAAAAUAUCAGACAUGAUAAUAAUACUGACUUAAGCUUAAUGGCUCGUACAUACCGGCCCCUAAUUGUUCCGAGUAUACAACGAGGCAAUUACCAAUAAACAUUAAAAAAGGAGCUAGAAAGGCUUAACAUAUCUCAAAUAUCAAAAGUAAUAAGCAUUAUGCAUUAGCAUUCAGACUUCUUUAGCGAUUUUUUCAUCUUCGCCUUAUAAAAGCAGACGUAUCUUGGUUAUCAGUCUUACCAAGAUGUUGUUCUUAGUCUGAAGUCAUCCUGUACGCAUCAAAGUCUUAAUGUGUGGCAUGAUCUCCAGUAUCUUUCCCAUCAACCAGUGCUCCAUCACUGUGCAGCAGAACUGGCCCCUGUGUUCACCAACAUCUUCAAUUCCUCCCUCUGCCAAUGUUCAGUGCCCCAGUGCUUCAAACAAUCCACCAUCAUUCCUGUGCCCAACUCUAACACAUCAUCCUGCCUCAAUGACUACAGACCGAUUGCCCUUACAUCUGUGGCCAUGAAGUCAUUUGAGCGCAUUAUUCUCGCUCACCUCAAAAUCAGCACUUCCUCCAACAUGGACCCACAUCAAUUCGCAUAUAGAGCCAACAGGUCAGUAGAAGACACAGUCAACCUGGCCAUCCAUCACACUCUGCAACACCUGGAAACCGCCAACACGUACGCCCGCAUCCUGUUCAUGGACUUCAGUUCGGCAUUCAACUCCAUCAACCCAGUCAAACAUAAAUUAACGGACAUGAACAUUGACCCCUGCAUCUGUCACUGGAUCUAUAGCUUCCUUUGGAACAGACAACAGAGGGUGAAGAUACAUAACACCAUAUCUCACCCUCUGCACCUCAGUACAGGAGCCCCUCAGGGCUGCGUCUUGUCACCCUGGUUAUUCUCACUCUACACAAAUCAACUCACAUCCCAGUAUAGUUCAGUUAAAAUAUAUAAAUACGCAGAUGACACAACCAUCAUAGGUCUCAUCUCGAACAACAACGAAACAGAAUACCGCACUCAAACACACAAAGCAGUCACUUGGUGCACAGAUAAUAACCUCCUACUCAACACAUCAAAAACACACAAACUUAUCAUUGAUCUCAGACGUAAGGCACAACCCAAGACCCCCCUACUCAUCUCAAGCGAACCCAUAUCCACCACUGACUCAUUCAAAUUUCUUGGCACUCAUAUAAGCAAUAACCUCAAAUGGAAAAUCAAUUCAGAUCACAUUUAUAAAAAAGCCAACCAAAGACUUUUCUUUCUCCGCCAGCUCAAGAAGUUCAGAGUGAGGAAACAUCUCCUAAUCCGAUUUUACACAGCCAUCAUCCAAAGCAUGCUCACUUCAUCAAUAACAGUCUGGUACAGCAGUUUAGACACUCACUCCCGCAAUAAACUACAGCGCAUUGUCAACAAAGCAUCCAAAAUCAUCAGCACUCCCCUCCCAUCAAUAGAAUCACUCAAUCUCAAACGGUCCGUGUCAAGGGUGAAGAAAAUCAUUUCUGAACCCUCCCACCCAGCUCACCACAUCUUCCACCUGCUGCCGUCAGGGAGGCGCUACAGCUCACUGCCCGCCAAAACAUCACGAUUUAAAAACAGUUUCUAUCCACAUGCAAUUCGAAUUCUGAACACUCUAUGACAACAUCACAUAAUCACCUCGUGCAUGUACUGUAUACUGUAUGUUGUUGUGUUUUUAUGUUAUGUUUGACGGGAAUCAGCCUAUUGUAUAACAUCCUGUACUGAACCUGAAUUCCACCAGCUUGACUGUGUGGUCAUUAAAUAAUCUAAUCUAAUCUAAUCUAAUCUAAUCUAACCAAGAACAUCGUGGUGCAGAAGAAUCAACCACCAAAAUUAUAUCACCUGGAAUAAAAUUUAUUCUAACCCUGACCAUAGUUGUUGUUCUUGGAUUAGGGGCAAAUAUUCUUGUGUCCACCUUUUCCAAAAAAGAUCUGCCAUAUAUUGUGCUUGGCUCCACCUGCGUCUAAUAUACAAAUCUUCCUUCACAAAGAGCCCAGGUGGUAGAAUUGGAUUGGUCUUCAACAGAAGAAUAUGAUUUAGUGUAAGUGCUUCCAGGUCAUUCGGAUCAUCAGAACUCUUAGUAAUGGGUUGAUCAUUUAAAAAUGCUUCAACUUCACCAAAUAAAGUUUGCAAUCCUUCAUCGUCCAAAACUUGUUGUUUAAGAACAGAACGUAGCACAUUUCUAACCAUGCGGAUCAACCAUUCCCAAACACCGUCAUGAUGAGAUCUCGUAGGAGGAUUAAAAUCCCAUUCUAUCCCAUUCUGAUACAUAACACUCUGGAUUUUUCGAGCAAAUAGGAAUAACUUUGUUUUAGCUUUAAGAACCCAAGCUACCACAGUCACCAAUUUAUUCCAUGAUGAAAAAUGGAUAAUUAAGUCAUUUGUUAUGUUCGAUGAAUCCUUAGCAAUAACAUUUGUGGUGAUGUUUAAUUUCUGGAUCAUUAGCAGAGAUUUCAAAUCCUGGCUCAAGCUUUGGCCAUUCUCUGUCUGGCUUACAGAGAAACUCUGGUCCAUUGAUCCAUCUCUUAUUGCUUAAGAAGCGAUUUGCUGUUAAUCCUCUAGAAGUGCAUCCGCAGGAUUUUCCUUUGCAUUAACAUAUUUCCACUGUGAUACAUUAGUAGCUCUCCUUACAUAAGAGAUUCUGUUUGCUACAAAUGUUAGAAAACACUUGUUAUCAUUGUUAAAGUAUUUAAGCACUGCAGUACUAUCAGUCCAGAAGAUAGAUUUCUCCAGCUGAAGCUGCAGUUCCUUUUGCAGCAUUAUGUCAACUUUAACAGCUAAGACUGCGGCAGUAAGUUCCAUUUUGCGAAUCGUCAUUUGCUUCAAUGGUGCCACUCUGGCCUUUCCCAUUAAGAAUGCAACGUACUUCAUUGUUAUCAUUUUUCAGUCUCUAUUGACUGCUGACAAACUCUUUCGGUUUCAAUGCCUUCAAUGCAUUCAUUCCAAUAAGUAGGUCUUUACCAGUUGCUUAAGAAUGAACUGCAAAUGCUGGAAAAUCAAAGGUAGACAAAACUGCUGGAUAAACACAGUGGGUGAGGCAGCAUCUAUGGAGUGAAGGAAAUAGGCAACGUUUCGGCCUGAAAUGUUGCCUAUUUCGUCCGCUGCAUAGAUGCUGCCCCACCCGCUGAGUUUCUCCAGCAGUUUUGUCUAGGUCUAUACCAGUGUUUACUUUAGGAAUCUUGACAUCCUUCAAGUAAGGCCAUUGUUUCAAGUCUUUUUGUUUGGGUAUAUUUAGAUGAGAAACCAGCAUGGUCUCAUGUGUAAACACGUCAGAUAUUUGUAUAAAAUUGUUUUUAUCCAGACUAGAUAUUUCCAUACCAGUAAUAUGAUGUUUAUUACAAUAUUUAUCUUCAUUCAUGGCACGCAAUAGAAUCUUAAGUCUUUUCUCCUGUGAUGUCCAGUCUUCUCAUCAAGCUUUCUGUGCAAAAGGUAGUCGAACUUCCAUGAUCCAAAAAUGCAUAUGUUUGCAACACUGAAUUCGCUUUGCUGCUCCUUACCCUUUAUGCCAAGAUGGAGAAAAUACAGGUUUCUACCCCGGCCAUCACUCGUAGCUGGCUUCUCCUCCUGUUUCUUCUCCGUAAUCUUCUAUUCAAUGUGAAGUAAUUCAGGAUGAUCUUGUUUGCACUUAUUGCAAGUCAUACGAUUCUUGCAGUUUUUAACCAUGUGUCCUUUCUUCAAACAUCCAAAACAGAUUCCCUUUUCCUUUAAGAAGUCAAUCUUUCCUUCUUAUAACCAUAUAACAAUUACAGCACGGAAGCAGGCCAUCUCGGCCCUACAAGUUCGUGCCGAACAACUUUUUUUUCCCCUUAGUCCCACCUGCCUGCACUCAUACCAUAACCCUCCAUUCCCUUCUCAUCCAUAUGCCUAUCCAAUUUAUUUUUAAAUGAUACCAAUGAACCUGCCUCCACCACUUCCACUGGAAGCUCAUUCCACACUGCUACCACUCUCUGAGUAAAGAAGUUCCCCCUCAUAUUACCCCUAAACUUCUGUCCCUUAACUUCUUAAAUUUUCGACACCACCUUGUGGUGUGACCAAUAUCAUCACAUGACAAACAGAACCCUUUUUGCUUAAUAGUGGAUGCAUCUCCUUUCAUUCCUCAUCGAGCUACAAGAACCUCUAAGAAAUAUCGCGAACUCAUGCAAUGCCUUCACAUCUUCUGCCUUGAUAGCUGUCCAAGCAUACGCCUUCUUCAUGUAUGCAUUAGCAAUCUUGUUUGAUACCAAAAUGUUCUUUAAGCAAUUUUCUUGCCAUUUGAUAGCCCUCUGCAAGCAAAUUUUUACAACUUAUUGCAAGCUGCUUUGCAUAUCCGCUUGUGUCGUGCUCCAGAAAUCGUAAGUGAUCUCUUUCAUUAGUAGUUUAGUAGAGAAACGCUAUUAUAAAAGUUUCAUAUUGCAAAGGAUCACAAUCAUACUUAGGAAUUUCCAUUGGGGGUAAAGUGGAAGACAGAUUUUCUUGAGCUAGGAGCUCGCUGAUUCUUGUUUGAUUCCUCACCAAU